GUAUGGAAACUGGCUUGGCAUGUCAGCUCUGGAUGGGUGAGACUUCUGCAGCCAAGUCAGAGGGGAUGUGGGCUGAACGAGGUCCUUCCUCUGGUGCUGUGCUUUGCCCUUCUGCUGAAGCCCAUCAAGCACCAAGAGCUGGAUUUCAGCAGGGCAGUCCAGCUGGAAAAUGUGGUGCUGACUCUUAAGCACUUCUCCUGAGGGCGAAGUGGGUCCUGAGCAGGAUGCAGCAGCCAGCGACUGGUGAUAGAAGCACAGCCAUUCCCUCACCAGGUCCAUCUCAGACCAGCUUUGAUGCUGGCUCAUACUAUGCACGCCGCUGCAUCACUGAGGACCCCAACUGGUCCCUUGUCACUGUCCCGCACCUCACUGAGCUCUGCCUCCAGCACAUUGUUCGCAAUUUUGAAAAGAACCCUAUUUUGAACUAUCUUCUGCCUGAACACCAAAGGAAGGUACUGGACAGGCUCCCCACUGGCCUUCCACUCGCUGUGACUGCCAACCUAGUAAGCGAUGAGGAGUACUGGAAGAGGUGCUGUACUGAGCGGUGGCAACUGUGUGAUGUCUCCAACUAUGGAGACAGCUGGAAACGGAUGUUCUUUGAACGUCACCUGGAGAACAUCCUGAAAUGUUUCAUCCCUAACAGCACAGACCCCAACCAGGUCCUAGAGCUCAUCCCGCUCUGCAAAGGCUAUGUGCGGAAACUGGAGAUCGAUCAGUUCCUGCCACCAGUGAAGGUGGAUCAAAAAGAGGAGAGGGAUGACCUCUCUGAUACAGGGAGUGACGUUGAAUCUGGUGAGGUCUCCGUGCAACAUUACGACCUGAAAGAUCUCAUUACUGCUCUCCCUCACCUUGAAGAGCUUCAUCUCACUUAUGGCGUGAAGGACUGUGGCAUGAACUUUGAGUGGAACCUCUUUAACUUCACCAACCAGGACUGCUGCAAUUUGGCUGCUGCCAUCAAGAUGUGCCACAACCUGAAAGUUUUCAAGCUGACACGAAGCAAUGUGGAUGAUGAAAAAACCAAGCUGCUGGCCCGUAACUUGCUGGAUCACCCCUGCUUGGUGGAGCUGAAUUUGUCCCAUAAUCUCAUCAGGGACAAGGGGGCACAAGCUCUUGGCAAGCUGAUCAGUCGCAGCAGAUUAGAAAUCCUUGAUCUGUGUAACAACCAGAUCCAUCACCUAGGGGCUCAGGCUCUUGCUCAAGCCCUGGCUGAGAAGUCCACCCUGACCUCACUGAAUCUGCGCCUCAACUGCGUGGAGGACAAGGGCGGGGAGGCAAUUGGCCAUGCCCUGUUGACCAACACCACCCUGAAGUCCAUCCAUCUGGGAAGUAAUAACCUGUCAGAGCCAACUGCUACACUGUUCUCCCAGGUCCUGGCUCAGAACACCACCCUGAGGAGCAUCAUUUCAUGCAACCACCUGGGGCUGGAUGGUGGGAAGCAGCUGCUUGCAGGGCUGGCAGACAACAAGACUUUGACUGAGCUUGACCUCCGCCGGGCAGAGGUGGACCAGGAGGCUGAGUACUUCAUUCACCAAAUUGUGUGGGCCAAUAGGGAAGCAGUGAGGCUGCAGCACCCCAUCGCCAAGCCCCCCUGAAUAAAAUGCUCCAGCACAACGAGCUUGGGAGGUACAGCGUUGGAGAUACUUUUCUUCAGAGUCUUGGUUUUAUUUGUAUUUCUGAGAAACACUUAUCUUGUGGCUGUCAUUGCAGCCUUUCCCAGACCCCCAUCAUCCAACCUGUGGCUUAAUAGGAGACAGUCGUUAGACCUGAAGGGACUGUAGUGGCACCACAGAGCAAUCUGCCUCUUGAGCCCCCUCUCUGUCAUUGCACACCAGACUAUAUUCCACCUCCUGUGGUGCUUCUAAAGUGCCCCAGCAGUAAGCUGAGUUCAGGUAAUUGUUCCACCUGUAAAGCAGCUAAGGUGAAGCCUCUGCCAUCUAAAUAGUUUAGUCCAGAGCUAACUUUCAGGGCAGGCAGCUUUUUUAAGCAUUUUGCUGAGGAGGAUGUGAGAUGCAUAGGGGAUUGAGGGAAUGUUGUUUCUAGUUCCUUGGCAGCUUUUUCUGGAUACUGCUCUACUCAAGAAUUUAUCUGUAUUUAUAGCAAAAUCUGUCUGGAGUCUGAUAUGGAUGGUGAAAAGCACUAAGAAAUAAAUUUAAUAAAUCAUAGGUCUCGCCA
Chiroxiphia lanceolata (lance-tailed manakin) is the source of this 2172-nucleotide messenger RNA. RefSeq names its product t-complex-associated-testis-expressed 1 (gene TCTE1). Gene Ontology annotation, biological process: flagellated sperm motility. The record is from RefSeq and is a predicted model, not a curated record. Gene Ontology annotation, cellular component: sperm flagellum. Gene Ontology annotation, molecular function: protein binding. Lineage: Eukaryota; Metazoa; Chordata; Aves; Passeriformes; Pipridae.